Populus nigra (black poplar) is the source of this 560-nucleotide messenger RNA. RefSeq names its product DNA-directed RNA polymerases I, II, and III subunit RPABC5. The record is from RefSeq and is a predicted model, not a curated record. Gene Ontology annotation, biological process: transcription by RNA polymerase II; tRNA transcription by RNA polymerase III; transcription by RNA polymerase I. Gene Ontology annotation, cellular component: RNA polymerase II, core complex; RNA polymerase I complex; RNA polymerase III complex. NCBI's taxonomy places the organism in Eukaryota, Viridiplantae, Streptophyta, Magnoliopsida, Malpighiales, Salicaceae. Bases 124 to 339 code for a protein of 71 amino acids. The transcript has 4 exons. Gene Ontology annotation, molecular function: DNA-directed RNA polymerase activity; DNA binding; zinc ion binding.
CCCUCCCUUCCAAGUUCCCAUCAGACACCUAGAAAAUAAAACACGCAGAACGCCACCAUAGAGCAGAGAAGCUCUAGAAGGGAAACUAGCACAGGCUGAAAAUCUUAAGAGAGCCAAGCAAAGAUGAUUAUCCCAGUUCGUUGUUUUACUUGCGGCAAGGUGAUCGGAAAUAAAUGGGAUACGUAUCUUGAUCUUCUUCAAGCCGAUUACACUGAAGGAGAUGCUCUUGAUGCUCUGGGGUUGGUUCGUUAUUGUUGUAGAAGAAUGCUUAUGACUCAUGUUGACCUCAUUGAGAAGCUUCUGAACUACAAUACUCUGGAGAAAAGUGAGGGCAGUUGAGAAGCUCAUUGCAUCACGGUUGACAUGAAGCUGGUUAUGGAAAUUGAUGAUUAAUUGUUGGAUGUGUGGUGAAUAUGGUGAAAGUAGACAUGGGACGAAGUUCAAAUACUGUAUACACUUUUAACCACUCUUGCCUUGCAUACUUCGUUUUGGAACCUAGUCACUGUUUAAGACCAAUGUUUUGAGAAGCUUAUCAGUCAUUUUAAAUGCCUGUUGUGCGA